Neofelis nebulosa (Clouded leopard) is the source of this 3570-nucleotide messenger RNA. It is a transcript of the gene TGM1, whose product is annotated as transglutaminase 1. The transcript is spliced from 15 exons. Bases 933 to 3395 code for a protein of 820 amino acids. The record is from RefSeq and is a predicted model, not a curated record. Gene Ontology annotation, molecular function: protein-glutamine gamma-glutamyltransferase activity. Lineage: Eukaryota; Metazoa; Chordata; Mammalia; Carnivora; Felidae. Gene Ontology annotation, biological process: peptide cross-linking.
AAGCUCCCAGGCUGGGGGCAGAAAACAAGAAAUUGCUCCUACUCUGACCCUCACUCCCCCCCCCCCCCCCCCCCCCCCCGCCAAUCCCAAGCUUGUAGGGACACAGGAAGCUGGGGGCAGUUCAUUCAUGCCAAGGGUUGUGAAGCAGCUGGAGGAAGAAGGAAGGACAGAUGGGUGGGGGGGAUCAGAGGAUCUGGUAGAGCCGGCAGGUCAGGGGCUGGCUGGUGGAGCCAGUCUGAGGGCCUGGCUGCUGAUGUCACCAGUCUGCAGCUUUGGAUCCCAGGACCUCCCUGGGCAGGACCAGGCCCAUGGGCCAGUUUCAUAGGGCUGAGCCUGGCCUAGGCUGUACCAGACCCUGGCAGAGGCAGAGGUACCCGGGGUCUUAUGAGAGCAGAGGCAGGCAAUGUGAGCUUGGGAACAGGGGGCCCGCUGCCUAGGGGCUUGGGUGACGGGACACUCUGCCCCACGGCUGUGGGGUCUUCUCACCCAGGAGAGGGAGCCCCUUGUGCUCCGGUCUGGCAGGAACCAGCCUGGAGUGGGGUCUGUCCGUGGGGGCAGUCUCAGAAGGCCUUCCACUUUCACCACAGCUUUGAAUCCUGACAGACCCCGGCCCCGCCCCGCUUUGGCUCGUUUCCACAGUUCCUCGAAAGGGGAAAGGGGAUGCAAGGGGAUGCGGCCAGGUCUCCUUUCCCGCCCCUACCUCUGGAGACAGCCCCCAGAGGCCGGGCCUCUUCCCCAGAGUGAGGGGAUGAAGCAAUCAGGCUUCCCCUUCCCUGCAGCUUGGCUCCGCCCUCCCCCCUCAUAAACCACUUACCUGCCCGUCCCACACCUUCCACUCGUGCCUCCUCGACCGUCCUGGGUCCCAGCGGUCCCAACCUGUCCCCGCCCGGCUGCCGGACUCAGCCCUGCUGUCGCCACCACCGCCGCCAGGCAUGAUGGAUGGUCCUCGUUCAGAUGUGGGCCGCUGGGGCGGGAACCCUUGGCAGCCCCCCACCACACCUUCUCCGGAGCCAGAGCCAGAGCCGGACAGACGAUCUCGUCGAGGAGGCCGUUCCUUCUGGGCUCGCUGCUGCGGCUGCUGCUCAUGCCGAAAUGAAACAGAUGCUGACUGGGGACCUGAGCCCCACGGAGACCGAGGGUCUGGCAGGGGUCGAGGGUCCAGCUCUGGGGGUCGAAGACCAGACUCCCGGGGCUCAGAUUCCCGCCGGCCUGGCUCCCGGGCCAGUGGUGUGAACGCAGCUGGAGAUGGCACCAUCAGAGAGGGCAUGCUGGUGGUGACCGGUGUGGAUCUGCUGAGUUCACGCUCGGACCAGAAUCGCCGAGAGCACCACACAGAUGAGUUUGAGUACGACGAGCUGAUUUUACGCCGUGGGCAGCCUUUCGACAUGGUCCUCCACCUCUCUCGGCCCUAUGAGUCCUCUGAUCAUGUUGCCCUGGAGCUGCUUAUCGGAAACAGCCCCGAGGUGGGGAAGGGCACACACGUGAUCAUCCCAGUGGGGAAGGGGGGCAGCGGAGGCUGGAAAGCCCAGGUGACCAAGGCCAGUGGGCAGAAUCUAGACCUACGUGUCCACACCUCCCCCAACGCCAUCAUCGGCAAGUUUCAAUUCACGGUCCGCACACGUUCAGAGGCUGGCGAGUUCCAGUUGCCUUUUGACCCCCACAACGAGAUCUACAUCCUCUUCAAUCCAUGGUGUCCAGAGGACAUCGUGUACGUGGAGCAUGAGGAUUGGCGACAGGAGUACGUGCUUAAUGAAUCCGGGAGAAUUUACUAUGGGACUGAAGCGCAGAUUGGCGAGCGGACCUGGAACUAUGGGCAGUUUGACCAUGGAGUGCUGGAUGCCUGCCUGUACAUCCUAGACAGGCGGGGCAUGCCAUAUGGAGGCCGCGGGGACCCGGUCAGUGUCUCCCGGGUCAUCUCUGCCAUGGUGAACUCCUUGGAUGACAAUGGGGUCCUGAUUGGAAACUGGUCUGGUGAUUACUCCCGAGGCACCAACCCAUCAGCUUGGGUGGGCAGCGUGGAGAUCCUACUCAGCUACCUACGCACCGGCUAUUCCGUCCCCUAUGGCCAGUGCUGGGUCUUCGCCGGUGUGACCACAACAGUGCUGCGUUGCUUGGGCCUGGCUACCCGCACUGUCACCAAUUUCAACUCGGCACAUGACACAGACACAUCCCUCACCAUGGACAUCUACUUUGACGAGAAUAUGAAGCCUCUCGAGCACCUGAACCAUGAUUCUGUUUGGAACUUCCACGUGUGGAACGACUGCUGGAUGAAGAGGCCAGAUCUGCCCUCUGGCUUUGGUGGGUGGCAGGUGGUGGAUGCCACACCCCAGGAAACCAGCAGCGGCAUCUUCUGCUGCGGCCCCUGCUCUGUGGAGUCCAUCAAGAAUGGCCUGGUAUACAUGAAAUACGACACGCCCUUCAUUUUUGCCGAGGUUAACAGUGACAAAGUUUACUGGCAGCGACAGGAUGAUGGCAGCUUUAAGAUCGUGUAUGUGGAAGAGAAGGCCAUUGGUACGCUCAUCAUAACAAAGGCCAUUGGAUCCAACAUGCGAGAUGAUGUCACCCACAUUUAUAAACACCCAGAAGGCUCGGAAGCAGAGCGGAAGGCAGUGGAGACAGCAGCCGCCCACGGCAGCAAACCCAACGUGUACUCCACGCGUGACUCAGCAGAGGAUGUGGCGAUGCAGGUGGAGGCACAGGACGCGGUGAUGGGGCAGGACCUGACUGUCUGCGUGGUGCUGACCAAUCGCAGCAGCAGCCGCCGCACCGUGAAGCUGCACCUCUACCUCUCAGUCACCUUCUACACCGGUGUCACCGGGUCUGUCUUCAAGGAGAGCAAGAAAGAAGUGGUGCUGGCGCCAGGGGCCUCGGACCGCGUGUCCAUGCCCGUGGCCUACAAGGAAUACCGGCCCCACCUCGUAGAUCAGGGGUCCAUGCUGCUCAACGUCUCAGGCCACGUCAAGGAGAAUGGGCAGGUGCUGGCCAAGCAGCACACCUUCCGUCUGCGCACCCCUGACCUUUCCCUCACCUUGUUGGGGGCAGCCGUGGUUGGUCAGGAGUGCGAAGUACAGAUUGUCUUCAAGAACCCGCUGCCUAUAACCCUCACCAAUGUCGUCUUCCGGCUUGAGGGCUCUGGGCUACAGAGACCCAAGAUCCUCAAUGUGGGGGACAUUGGGGGCAACGAGACAGUGACGCUGCACCAGAAGUUUGUGCCUGUGCGACCAGGCCCCCGCCAGCUCAUCGCCAGCUUGGACAGCCCCCAGCUCUCCCAGGUGCAUGGUGUCAUCCAGGUGGACGUGGCUCCGGCCCCUGGGAGCGGAGGCUUCUUCUCAGAUGCUGGAGGCGACAGUCACUCAGGGGAGACCAUCCCUAUGGCAUCUCGAGGUGGAGCUUAACCCCUGGCCAGGAGCAAUGGGACUGGAGUCAGAGGAGCAAGGACAUUGCCUCGCAGGGACCCAGCGCAGAGCUGCUCUCCAUAGGUUCAGGUGGGGAGGCCGGGGCACCUGGGGAGGGGGCCGCUCUUCACUUGCACUGGGCAGCACAGAUGCUAAUAAACUGUUUUUUAAUGAA